Molecule: messenger RNA, 4591 nt
Organism: Panicum hallii
Lineage: Eukaryota; Viridiplantae; Streptophyta; Magnoliopsida; Poales; Poaceae
Exons: 2
Coding region: 1831-4311 (826 amino acids)
Source: RefSeq, a predicted model, not a curated record
GUCAGGCAAACCACCACCCGAAGCCGUCCUGCGCUCGCCCACGCUGCCACGCAGACCCCGCGCACGACCCCCGGCCUCUUGUUGCUUCGUUCCCCUCCUCCUGUUCUCCUGCUCGCACGCGCAGAUCGCCGCCUGCCGGCCUCCUGCGUCUUCUGCGGCAUCGGCAAUCAGCGGCGGCGGCAGCAGGUGCGACCCCUGCUCGUCCUCCCAGUGCGCCCUCUGCGUCUUCGGCAGCAUCGGCAAGUAGCCGCGCUGGCGGCCAUGGUUCCAGCCUUCUCUUACUAGCAACGGCGGCAUGGAAGCGCGCCCAGCUGCUGCGGCCCUGGUCAUCCUCCCAGUGCCUCCUCCCACCCCUUCGUCUUCUGCGGCAACGGCAGCAGCUGCGGCCCCCUGCUCAUCCUCCCAGCGCCCCAACCCUUGCGUCUUCUGCAGCAGGCCAUGGAGGCACUCUCGCAGCUGCAACCUCCCGUCAAAAUUAAAACUGGACACAACUCCCUCCCUGCUAGCGGUGGCCAUGGCCGAAAGCCUUGUGGCCUCCUAUUAGAGCACCGAAACAGAGAACCGUGUAGCGCGGAGCAUGCGCAUGUUAUCAUGGAUGGCAUGGCGGCGGCGGUGUAGUAUCAGAGCGUAAAAUUGAUUGAGGUCAUGAGGUGGAUUGUAGAGAGGUUGGAUGGAGCACUGCUGUUCCAUGAAAGUACAUCAAGACUCGAUGACGGUGGAGAUCCACAGUUGGCGGCGAUACAGGAAAGCUUGGGGAAGAAACGAGUUCUGGCUUUGGAAGAUGAAGCCUGUUCUCCGUUGAUCUUUAUUGGAGCGUGCAUCCACUGCUUGGUUUGUCCCCUUGUUAAUUUAAUUCAUACAAACAGGCCGCACAUCCAUCUCUUCUGCUGACUAAUAAGUAGAUUCCAUCUCUCUUUGUGCAAGUAUAUAUGCAAGCUAGAUGAGUAAAUUGAAGUGACUAGAAAUGACAAGCAGUAUGCUUGAUCAGUAUAGUUUGUCAACUUGAGCUUGAUGAGUAAUUUCUAAGGAAUUGAAGAGUUCAAAUGUGUCAACUAAUGUUUUAUAAUGCCUUAUUUCAUGAUAACUAUGAAAUCCAUAAUUUAAGGUGAUGUUGGCAAUAAUAUGAUGAGAUGGCCUAUGAUAAUUAACUCUGUCUCAAAGAAAAAGAACAUCUUGGACCUCUUUCCUUUAGCCUUUUUUCUUCAUUAUUUGACCAAUUUGAGCCGAACUGAAAUAAAUUUGUGCUUAAAAUCGUGAUUUGAUAAAGUUUGUUCUAAGCUACUAAGAGAUACACUACCAUUUUUAUGAUUAUUUCUUAAAAUUAUAAUCAGCUCGUCUACAUGUAAAUUGAAUCUCAUUUUUGUAUUACUUGAUGUAGGUCAUAAGUCAAGUUAUGACAUAAGUUUUGGAUCAUAUUUGUUGGACGAGGGGCAUGAAAGAAUUUUUUUCUCCUAUUGCAACGCACGGGCAUAUUUGCUAGUACAUAUAAUUUAGGGUUUAUGCCAUCUACAGUGUUAAGAUUUAAGAUAAGACUUCCAUCUUCUCCAGAGAGCGAACUGAUCAGCCAGCAGAUUUGUUGAGAGAUUAGGAUACUGAAAAGUAAAACUCUACUCCACGGCCGACCGGGCAAAAAGUUGGUUUGGAGUAGUGUUCAGGAAAGGAAUACAUUCUCCAACAAAGCUUCCUUGUACGUUGGACCCCCUCCUGCUUUUUGUCAAAUACUUGGAGCGCCUAAUUGAGUAAUCCACAGGCUUUAUUAUAUAGAAGAAAUCACCUGUGUCUCUCACUCACUGCUUGGCCUUGGCAUCCGCGUGUGUUUGUGGGAGAGAGAUGGGUGUCACGGGUGCUGUGCACUGGUGGGAGGAGUCGCAGAUGCGUGUGCUCGUUCUCGGCAGCCUGGUCGUCCAAUUCCUUCUCCUAAUCUUUUCCAUGGUGCGUAGGUUGCCCAUUCCAGGGUGGACCAGAUCCGUAAUGUGGCUGGCAUACCUCGGCGGCGAUGCGCUGGCGAUAUACGCCCUCGCCACGCUCUUUAAUCGCCACCACAAGGAUCAAGAUCGUGGAGGCAGCAACAGGACUCUGCUGGAGGUGGUCUGGGCGCCCGUCCUCCUGCUGCACCUCGGCGGACAUGAUGGCAUCACCGCCUUCAACAUCGAAGACAACGAGCUAUGGAGCCGGCACCUGCUCACGGUGGUGUCUCAGGUCACGGUGGCCGUCUACGUGUUCUUCAAAUCAUGGCCGGACGGCGACAAGAGGCUGCGGCAGGCAGCAAUCGUGCUGUUCGUCCCUGGGGUUCUCAAAUGCUUCACGAAGCCAUGGGCUCUCAAGAAUGCGAGCAUUAAUAGCCUCGUCGGCUCAUCUGCUGCUGAGAGGACCGCAAAACAAGAGGAAGGCCAGAUGUGUCGUCCGCUCGAGGAGUACGUGAAACAAGCAAAGGCUUUUGCCAGAGGACAAAGGGAGGAUGAAGAUCGGAUGCAGCAAGAAGCAAGGGCUUCUGUUCAGGAAGGCGAUCAUUCUCCAUCACAAAGGAGAAGGGAUGCGCUGCACGGUGACGUGGAUCUGCUCGAGGAAUACGUGAUGAAAGGAGCAAGGGCUCCUGUGGAGAACGGUGAUCAUCCUCCAUCGCAACAAGCCGCCGAGAUCAAUACCUUCCAAGACCGCCAAAAUCUAACGAAAAGAGAAAUGAUACUGCAUAGUGAGGCCUAUAAGCUAUUUGUAGAUCUUUCAUCUCCGUACCCUUAUCGGCUUAGUAUCCUCAAAUAUUUCUGGGUGCUUAGCGAAGAGAAAGCAGAGCAAGCACAUCGCUCCGUGCGAAAAGGGAUUGCUAGCGCCUUCCUCCUCCUUUACACCAAGCUAAAGACUGCAACCAUUCCAAGCUUAGCUGAGAUUGAGAUGGGGAGUGAGCAACCCAAGUGGCGCGACUGGAUAGUGUUUGCACGUUUUUAUCUGCCGUGGGCAGCCAUCGGGCUCUUCCACAAGAGUCACAGAGAAGCUUAUAAUGAUACUGAUGUCAAGAUCACAUAUGCCCUAUUCUGUUGUACUGCUCUGCUAGAAGCUUAUUCCAUAGCUUCAGUUACGGAAAUAAAGAGCCUAAAGUUGCCUGACUACUUUAAAUCAAUCCCGCGCGGCCUCUUCAACAGGGAACAGUGGCCAGAGAUGGUUGCUCAAUAUAGCCUCGUAGGAUACUUUGCCCGCAACAGAAAGCAUAGCAGGAUGAUGAGGAUUGUAAGUUUCUUUGGAUGCAAGGAUUUCGUCGACCAACGCUGGUGCAUGAGGUCCUACUCCUCGUCCAGGAGAAUUACAAAGUUGGUUCUUCAAUAUCUGAAAGAUGGAUGGAAGAAAAAAAUACAAGACGCUGCCAGUUACCGUAGUUUCAACGACAACAGGGGCCACUGGGCGCUUGAGGGCAAUCAAGACCUGGGUUGGAGCAUAAAGGGACCAUUCGAUGAGAGUGUCCUCCUCUGGCACAUAGCCACAGAUUUCUGCUGCUUCUUGAGAUCAUUUCCAGACCAUAGAUGUGCCUAUGCUAAGAUUCCAUCAAUAUGGCUGUACUUGGUUUCGGAGAGGAUAUGGAAGAGGAUAUGGAAGUGGAAUACCCAUCUAGAUCAGGGAACUAGGUCUACAUGUGGAGAAUUGACAGCCUGCAAAGCCGUCCUAUGCAGGCAGAUGUCCAACUAUAUGAUGUACCUACUGUUUGUUAAUCCUGAGAUGCUAUUGCCUGGGACCAGGCGGAACCUCUUCACAACCGCCUAUGACGAGCUCAAGGUUAUCCUCAGGGACAACGAGCCUGCAAUUGUGAAAGAGGAAGGGCUUAUGCAGAGAGUAAUCAGUACCAUGCAGGACAGGUCAAAGAAAGCUUCUGAAGAGGAGUUGGAAACAAGUUUUGAAGAAAAAUCAAAAGGAGGUUCUAAAGGAAGUUUCAUCGAGGACGCGUGGGCUCUUGCCCAAGGGUUAUUGGACUUGGGCGACGACAAGAUGUGGGAAGUGAUUCAGGGCGUCUGGGUGGAGAUGCUCUGUUUCUCCGCCAGCAGAUGCAGAGGCUACCUGCACGCCAAGGCUUUGAGCUCGGGCGGGGAGUUCCUCUCCUAUGUCUGGCUCCUAAUGUCAUACAUGGGGAUGGAGACCUUCACGGAGAGGCUGCAGAGGGAGGAGCUUCCAAGCCGCAGGGAAGGGAACAGCAGCGCCGUUCCAUCGGCUUCUGAAGCCCGCAAUAGCACGGCUUCAUCCACUUCCGUGAUCCACGCUCCAUCAACUUCUCAGGUUCACACCAGCGCGUCUCCAUCCACGGACGAGAUUCGCAUCGACAUGUCUUGACAGGUAUCGCUCGUGGAGGCUAUUUCAACCUGUUUGUAAUUCUUUUUUUCUGCUGCUUUCCCUUAGAAGACUGUUUGCUUAUUGUUGUGGACGCUUGCUUGUUGGCAUGCUUCUCCCUAGUCCUAUUGUUCUUGCUGCUCAUCACACUGGAAGCUAUGUAAUGGUGUUUGUUUCUUGUUAUAAAUAAUGCCUUCCAGUGUUCCAUCCGUGUAAUGCUGCUACUUUUUACCCUCCGUUUUCCGGAGUCAGUGUAAUAUUGAACUUUGAAUGGUUGAUUGCC